Messenger RNA from Gossypium arboreum, 1641 nucleotides. RefSeq lists its product as uncharacterized. Gene Ontology annotation, biological process: CAAX-box protein processing. Gene Ontology annotation, cellular component: membrane. Bases 255 to 1295 code for a protein of 346 amino acids. The transcript is spliced from 4 exons. Gene Ontology annotation, molecular function: metalloendopeptidase activity. The record is from RefSeq and is a predicted model, not a curated record. NCBI's taxonomy places the organism in Eukaryota, Viridiplantae, Streptophyta, Magnoliopsida, Malvales, Malvaceae.
CACAAAGAAAAUUUAUUAUUUUUCAGAAAGAAAAUUGGGGAAAAUUCCGGAAUCAUAACUAAUAAGAAAAAUUAAUUCCUUGUUUCCAAACACUCCCUAAAAUCCUCUCUGCACCAGAAAAAAAAAAUCACACUACCUAACUCUAAACGAAAAAAAAAAUCAGAAAUUAGGGUUUUGAUUUUACAAUUCCCAAAUUACAUGUCAAGUUAUGCCUUUUUAAUGCAAAUUAUUAGAGUUCUUGAAAUUAGGGCCUCAUGUUGAGUUCCUACUGUUCUCACUCUUUCUCUCAGCGCCCAAUCCUUGCUCCUGUCUUCAAAUUUCAGGUUCCGAAUCGACGUUGUACCUUUUCUUUAGCCCGAAGCUCCCGGAUCUUUGAAUCCAACUCGAAGCUAAAAAAGAACAAAUGGAAAAUUUCAUGCUUUAGGCAUGAGGGGUUCUCCCCAGAAAACCCAAAACCUGAGUAUAUCGAGCAUUUCCUGCCUGAAGAAUUAGGACAACCUGAGUUCAGUACGCCUAGUGCUCGCAAAAGAGAUUGGAAAUCAACUCUUCAGGAGGCUGCAGAUGCUGUAUUGAGUGCAGUGGGUAGCAGGUGGACUGUGCCAUGGACAGCAAAGACAAUUCUGCAGGUUAUGCUUCUCUGGGUAGCUGCUUUCUGGUUCAUCGGGUCUUGGAUGAUUCCUUUUGCUGCUCACAUGUCGGGGUUCAGCAAGGAAUCUCUAACAUUCAGAGGACAAGCCUUGUUCAGCCUUGUGACUGAUGUAACCGAAGGUCUUGCUGGGAUUGCGAUACUCCACCGCUGUUUGUCUCAGUUUUAUCCCCUUCCAUCAGAUUGGUUUAAAUUUAGUUUGAGAGGGAAGUGGCUUUUCGAUGUUAUGCUAGGAUGUCUCAUGUUUCCUGCCAUCAACCGAUUAUCACAGUUCAGCCUCAAUUUAUUACCCCUUAUGCCAUCUACACCCGUAACCCUUUCAAGUGUUGAGCAGUCAAUUUAUGCAAGGGAUCCAGUAGCCAUGGCACUAUAUGCAAUAGUAGUUUCGAUUUGUGCUCCUGUAUGGGAAGAAAUAGUUUUCCGUGGUUUCCUACUCCCUUCAUUGACCAAAUACAUGCCCGUUUGGUGUGCAAUACUAGUCAGUUCAGUCGCCUUUGCUCUGGCACAUUUUAAUGUUCGGAGAAUGUUGCCACUUAUUUUCUUAGGAAUGGUGAUGGGUGUUGUUUUCGCACGGUCAAGGAAUCUAUUACCAUCCAUGCUCCUCCAUAGUCUCUGGAAUGGCUUUGUGUUCUUGGAUUUAAUGAGAUAACUGGCUUUGUUUUCUCAUAUCAGCUGUAAUAUAGGUUCAUUCCUACAGAACCAAAAAUACGUUUCAGGUCAAUUUUCUGGGGCAUGCUUUCUUUCUAGGCUUUCAAGUGAUUUCUUGAUGAUUGACAAGCGACUUCCUCGUAUCUGCAACACAAAUUGAAUGCCUAGAAAACUUGUACAAGUCUCAUCAACUGAAUGCUAACAUGCAUAAUAGGACAUUCAGUUAAAUCCCAGCAUAGCUUAAGAGAAUUUGCCUUCACUGAUUCUGUCUUGUCUUUGAUUUUACCAGGAAACAGUAAAAAAGCAACAAAGAGAAUGAAGAUUAUAUAUCUUGCAUUUUGGCCAAA